AAUUAUACAUAUGUAAACAACAGCGGGAUCUCCUUUGAAUUGAACAACUAUUUUUUUAUUUAACUACGAAAUAAAGCCUAAAAUAUGAAACUUGUGGUAACCGGGAUAACGUUGACUAAGCCCUCGAGCUGUAGAGCUAUUAACAACUUGACACUAUUGCUAUUGGUGCGGUGUACCAAGCGAAAACAAACCCAAACCAAUCUAAGAUUGCAUUCGGUGCCGAAGAAUGAGCGCGAAUGUGACUCGGUGAGGUUAACCGACAUUAACCCGUGUCUGGACGUGCUGAAGAUCACGCAACUAUCCCGGCUUUGAAUAAAGUGAGACCUUCCAUCCAUAUAUGUAUGCAUCUUCGCUUGUGUGCGGAUUUUGUAAACAAUCUUAAGCAAUUCAUGUGUCUACGGAAACUGGAGUUGGAACUACGGAACUGAAGAAGGUUGCUCCCUUAUAUAGCGGAAGAUCUUGAUCACCUGGAAUCUCUGGAUGUGUCUUAAUCUGAUGGAUUCGAUUCCAAGAGGUUGCUGGAUUGCUGUCAAACAAUGAAGCGAUUGCGGUAUCUUCAAUUUGGACAUACUCAAAGCAUAAGUAUGAACUAUUUUUAAAUUCUGAUGAUUAACUGUCAGUAGCUGGAACGUCUGGCCUUUAAAGUAGCUUCUCAACUCAACUCUGCCCUUUAAACUGUAAUGCCAGUUGCCCAGGCUGCGACACCGUCCCCUUGGAGGACUUUCUGAAGCUAAAGAACCUUCUACACCUCCACAUAUACUUGCCAAGCGUUGCGAAUGUCAUGAAGGGUCUUCCUCGACCAGAAAUUUUUCAAUAUACUAGAUUGCGAUGGCAUAGAUAAAGUGAACUUGGUGAAAAGUUUUCGUACCUGGGUGAACAGAGGCAGCAGCAAGGGUAGAUCAAAAUCGAUCUCAAUAAUUUAUAUACAGACGAAGAUGCCCUAAUAAUAAACAAAGAAUUAGGUGAACGAGAGCAGAACUAGGAAACCUGCAGAUUUUUCUUGCAUAAUUUUCAUACAAAAAUGCAUUGAUGGUACUCUAAUAAAUAAAUACCCAGUUCAUUUUGCCGAAUGCUUAUAUAUGUAUAUGUUUUAUUCUUUGCCAAGAUCGCCUGGCUAUACGAAUCGCAUAAUAUUUUAUUAUAAUACUUUGACACUGCUAACAUUUUUAGCUCCUCGCUUAAAUGAGCAUACGUGCCGGCACACUGAUCCGAUACCCGGUAAGGAUAGAAUAUAAAUAAUAGAAUACGAUAGUAUAGAAAGUAAGAGUCAUUGCGAUGAGAAUAGAUGGAGAUCAGGCGCGAGAACAGCUCAGACGCUGUAACUGCAGCAGUGAAACGAAAAAGGCUGGAUAAAGAGACGAAAGAAAGGUGUAAUGUUUACUUAGUUGGCAAUUGACGAAUAAUAAUAGCCCUGGCUAUAAUAUCGGGCUUGAGAUCUACUCAAUCAGGCGUUCAGCCUAAUUAACGUGCAAAUUAAAUACAAAAAUACAUAUGUAAAUACAUAUAUUAUUCAGAUAGACCCCAGCAAGUAAGAAUUUCUCCAUCAAAAGCAAGAAAAAGAUGCAACACGGGUAGUCUAAACUGGUGUCCAAACACCGUGUCUAACUCACACACCUUGCAAAUUUGUAUAUUUUUCAUAGUAUUAUACAGUAUUUUUAAAGGCGCGAUUGGACUUGCACCCUCUUGUCCAAUGCUCCAUGUAGCAAACGUCGAUGUCGACACAAAAUCCAAGUUCAUGAAAUCAACAUACAAAUAACUAUCUAAUCUCAUGUUAUAAGUGCUCCAAAUUUCUAGGCAAAAAACCUAGCCAAAGGACUGAUAACUUGCCGCCCGGUCCCAUGCCGAGUAAUUCAGUCAGCUGGCGGCUACGAACGGAACAUACACCUAAGAAGCGAAAUGAGUCAACAAUUUUCUGGCAGUGAUGACGCACAGAAUGCAGAGGAAACCCAACCAAUUGUCCAUUUAAACGAGGAUUGCUGGAGAGUCGUAAUUGAUUAUCUGGACUUAGGAGACCAGUUAAGGUUCGCUUCCUCGAACGUGUGUUUUGGAGAGAUUUUCAAGAGAUACGCAAGCCGUCGGUACAAACAUAUUGAUGAAUCGUUGGCCAGUAGGAUUAACGACGAUUAUCUGAAACAACUGUUGCCCAUCGUUGGCGAGCAUCUGGUUAGUUACGACUCCGAGUUGGGGGACUAUCAUCAUCUGUGUCUCUUGGGGAGACACUGUACGAGUCUCAAGAAUCUGAAAAUCAAUCUUACGCUGUUAAGGGGAGGUGGGGACGAUCUAAACAGACUGAAUCUGGAAUUAAAAGGUGCCGGUUGGUGGAGUACGGAUGUUGUUUAUAAUUUUGAGAAAUUCCCAUGUCUACAGAAACUGGAGUUGAAGGCUGUCAGAUAUAACGGAAAAGGAUUGCAUGUUCUUGAUCAACUGGAAUAUCUGGAGCUGUUUGUUCUUGAUGGAUUUGAUGCCCAGAGCUUGGCGGAUUGCUGGCAAACGAUGACGAAAUUGCGGUAUCUUAAAUAUGGACACCAUAUUAAGAACCUCAGUGAGAAGCAUUUUGAAAUUCUGGUCACGAACUGCAAGCAGCUGGAACGUCUGGCCUUUGGCGUAGGAUACCUCGACUCUACGGUGCCCUAUGAGCUGGUCUGCCAUCUGCCCAGGCUGCAACAUUUGCAGGUGCGGCAUGGCGGUUCUCUACGCGACUCGUUCAUCGAGGGGUUGAUCAACAAGCAGGGUUCUCCUCUGGAUAGUCUUAUACUGGAAGGUUGCGCAUUGUCCGAGAAACAGGUUCAGCAUCUAUGCAAUAUUUCUUCACUCAAGGAACUCGAGGUAUCGUGCGACACCUUACCCUUGGCGGACUUACUGAAGCUGGAGAAUCUUCUCUACCUCCACAUAUCCAUGCCAAUUACAACUGACCAAAUUCUGGACCUCCUAAAGGGGCUUCCGCACCUAAAAGUUCUCAAUUUACGAGAUGAAAUAAAACAGUUUAACGAUUCAUCAUUUGUGAAUAGUGUUCGUGCCUGGGCAAGCGAACAGAGGAAGCAGCGCGGGAAGAUCAAAAUCUUUGUCGGAUACACAGAUAUACACGAUGUUUUGCACGUUAAUCCUUUGGUUGAAUUACUACAGGGUUAUUCAGGUCACAUAUUAAUAAACAAAGAACCGUUUUGAACGAAAGUCUACCAAUAUUUCCUCAAUAAUUUAUAAACCAGCUUCUAUGGGAUUUUACUAGUAAUAAAUGAAAAUCGAAUUCAUUUUUCCUAAUAUAUGUGAUAGUCGUUAUCAAAAUCGUUCAGUCCCGAUAAUGUAAUGAUAUUUUAUAUAUUCCCAGAUAUUAUUUAUUGCAUUAUAUAGAAACAAGCAAUAUGCAAAUAUACCUGUAAUAUUUAUAA
Molecule: messenger RNA, 3386 nt
Organism: Drosophila pseudoobscura
Lineage: Eukaryota; Metazoa; Arthropoda; Insecta; Diptera; Drosophilidae
Exons: 2
Coding region: 1897-3165 (422 amino acids)
Source: RefSeq, a predicted model, not a curated record